Molecule: messenger RNA, 2634 nt
Organism: Oncorhynchus keta (chum salmon)
Lineage: Eukaryota; Metazoa; Chordata; Actinopteri; Salmoniformes; Salmonidae
Exons: 8
Coding region: 1-2634 (877 amino acids)
Source: RefSeq, a predicted model, not a curated record
AUGUGUCGGCUUCGUCAGGUCAGACAGCCAGUCCAUCUCCUCCAGGCCUCUCGUCCAGCAGCAGCUUCAGCUUCGUCAGGUCAGACAGCCAGUCCAUCUCCUCCAUGCCUCUCAUCCAGCAGCAGCUUCGUCAGGUCAGACAGCCAGUCCAUCUCCUCCGUGCCUCUCAUCCAGCAGCAGCUUCAGCUUCGUCAGGUCAGACAGCCAGUCCAUCUCCUCCGUGCCUCUAAUCCAGCAGCAGCUUCAGAUUCGUCAGGUCUGACAGUCAGUCCAUCUCCUCCGUGCCUCUCGUCCAGCAGCAGCUUCAGCUUCGUCAGGUCAGACAGCCAGUCCAUCUCCUCCGUGCCUCUCGUCCAGCAGCAGCUUCAGCUUCGUCAGGUCAGACAGCCAGUCCAUCUCCUCCGUGCCUCUCAUCCAGCAGCAGCUUCGUCAGGUCAGACAGCCAGUCCAUCUCCUCCGUGCCUCUCGUCCAGCAGCAGCUUCAGCUUCAUCAGCAGCAGCUUCGUCAGGUCAGACAGCCAGUCCAUCUCCUCCGUGCCUCUCAUCCAGCAGCAGCUUCGUCAGCUGCAGCUCCAGCUUCGUCAGGUCAGACAGCCAGUCCAUCUCCUCCGUGCCUCUCAUCCAGCAGCAGCUUCAGCUUCGUCAGGUCAGACAGCCAGUCCAUCUCCUCCGUGCCUCUCAUCCAGCAGCAGCUUCAGCUUCGUCAGCAGCAGCUUCAGCUUCGUCAGGUCAGACAGCCAGUCCAUCUCCUCCGUGCCUCUCAUCCAGCAGCAGCUUCAGCUUCGUCAGGUCAGACAGCCAGUCCAUCUCCUCCGUGCCUCUCAUCCAGCAGCAGCUUCAGCUUCAUCAGGUCAGACAGCCAGUCCAUCUCCUCCGUGCCUCUCGUCCAGCUUCAGCUUCGUCAGCAGUAGCUUCAGCUUCGUCAGGUCAGACAGCCAGUCCAGACAGCCAGUCCAUCUCCUCCGUGCCUCUCGUCCAGCUUCAGCUUCGUCAGGUCAGACAGCCAGUCCAUCUCCUCCGUGCCUCUCGUCCAGCUGCAGCUUCGUCAGCAGCAGCUCCAGCUUCGUCAGAUCAGACAGCCAGUCCAUCUCCUCCGUGCCUCUCAUGCAGCAGCAGCUUCAGCUUCGUCAGGUCAGACAGCCAGUCCAUCUCCUCCGUGCCUCUCAUCCAACAGCAGCUUCAGCUUCAUCAGGUCAGACAGCCAGUCCAUCUCCUCCGUGCCUCUCGUCCAGCUUCAGCUUCGUCAGGUCAGACAGCCAGUCCAUCUCCUCCGUGCCUCUCAUCCAGCAGCAGCUUCAGCUUCAUCAGGUCAGACAGCCAGUCCAUCUCCUCCGUGCCUCUCAUCCAGCAGCAGCUUCGUCAGGUCAGACAGCCAGUCCAUCUCCUCCGUGCCUCUCAUCCAGCAGCAGCUUCAGCUUCAUCAGGUCAGACAGCCAGUCCAUCUCCUCCGUGCCUCUCAUCCAGCAGCAGCUUCAUCAGGUCAGACCAUCUCCUCUGUGCCUCUCGUCCAGCUGCAGCUUUGUCAGGUCAGACAGCCAGUCCAUCUCCUCCGUGCCUCUCGUCCAGCUGCAGCUUCGUCAGGUCAGACAGCCAGUCCAUCUCCUCCGUGCCUCUAAUCCAGCUCCAGCUUCGUCAGGUCAGACAGCCAGUCCAUCUCCUCCGUGCCUCUCAUCCAGCAGCAGCUUCAGCUUCGUCAGGUCAGACAGCCAGUCCAUCUCCUCCGUGCCUCUCAUCCAGCAGCAGCUUCAGCUUCGUCAGGUCAGACAGCCAGUCCAUCUCCUCCGUGCCUCUCAUCCAGCAGCAGCUUCAUCAGGUCAGACAGUCAGUCCAUCUCCUCUGUGCCUCUUGUCCAGCUGCAGCUCCAGCUUCGUCAGGUCAGACAGCCAGUCCAUCUCCUCCGUGCCUCUCAUCCAGCAGCAGCUUCAGCUUCGUCAGGUCAGACAGCCAGUCCAUCUCCUCCGUGCCUCUCAUCCAGCAGCAGCUUCAGCUUCGUCAGGUCAGACAGCCAGUCCAUCUCCUCCGUGCCUCUCAUCCAGCAGCAGCUUCAGCUUCGUCAGGUCAGACAGCCAGUCCAUCUCCUCCGUGCCUCUCAUCCAGCAGCAGCUUCAUCAGGUCAGACAGUCAGUCCAUCUCCUCUGUGCCUCUUGUCCAGCUGCAGCUCCAGCUUCGUCAGGUCAGACAGCCAGUCCAUCUCCUCCGUGCCUCUCAUCCAGCAGCAGCUUCAGCUUCGUCAGGUCAGACAGCCAGUCCAUCUCCUCCGUGCCUCUCAUCCAGCAGCAGCUUCAGCUUCGUCAGGUCAGACAGCCAGUCCAUCUCCUCCGUGCCUCUCAUCCAGCAGCAGCUUCAGCUUCAUCAGGUCAGACAGCCAGUCCAUCUCCUCCGUGCCUCUCGUCCAGCUUCAGCUUCGUCAGCAGCAGCUCCAGCUUCGUCAGGUCAGACAGCCAGUCCAUCUCCUCCGUGCCUCUCAUCCAGCAGCAGCUUCAGCUUCGUCAGGUCAGACAGCCAGUCCAGACAGCCAGUCCAUCUCCUCCGUGCCUCUCGUCCAGCUUCAGCUUCGUCAGCUUCGUCAGGUCAGACAGCCAGUCCAUCUCCUCCGUGCCUCUCAUCCAGCUUCAGCUUCGUCAGGUCAGAUAG